Messenger RNA from Salmo salar (Atlantic salmon), 2735 nucleotides. Its product is annotated as protein DEK. Lineage: Eukaryota; Metazoa; Chordata; Actinopteri; Salmoniformes; Salmonidae. Gene Ontology annotation, biological process: chromatin organization; regulation of double-strand break repair. The record is from RefSeq and is a predicted model, not a curated record. Gene Ontology annotation, molecular function: DNA binding; histone binding. Gene Ontology annotation, cellular component: nucleus.
CCCGCAUUAAACUCUUCCCACCGGGGUAACUCGGGACAGAUAAUCGAAUCCCCUCAUUGAGUGUAUUAUCCAAUCGACCAAUAAAACCAGGGAUAUACGACGUCGGAUGUUAGAUUAGUCCUAAUUGGCUCAUUUAUAAUAUUGUGUGGUUUAGUUAGUCAUGAUUGACUCAUUUCUAAUGUUGUGUUGUACGUCAUCUAAAUGAUUGCCCAUUGACGCCCACACCUCAACAACCCCGCCAUUUGGAACCUAAUCCAAUUCUGUUUUGGUGACAAGGGCAUGUCAGCAGAUGUUACAAAGUGCAUUGACAUGACUGAAGCUAUGGAUGAAAAGAUGGAGGUUUGUCCCCUGUCGGAUGUUGUAGAGAAAGAACCAAAGGUUGAAGACCUGGCCGACUCACCAUAUAAUGCCCGAAAACCACGGAAUGAAAUGAGUAGAGACAUAACUCUAUCUCAAAUAGUUGAAGGGAAGAGGGAGAAAAAGACGGUGCAAAGACUUGAUUUCCAGGUUGCGAAACCUGCGAAGGUGCUGAAAGUUGAAAAUGGUGGUGGAGAUAAAUUAGGAGACAUUGUGCGAGUGAACCACCACCUUGGAAAGCUGAAGGUUCCAGAUCUGAAACCGCUUCAUACAAUUCUCUUUGAUAUGCCAGGUAAGAUUGCCACAAUGAGGAAAAACAUGCGGCUGUUCAAUGGCUUCCCGUUCGAGGUUGACAGUGAUCCCUAUAUAAAGAAGAAGGAGAGGAUGAUGAAGAUAACAUGUGUAAGGUUGAGGAACAUCUGUAAAGUGUUGGACCUGGAGAAGGGUGGAAACCAGUCAGUCCUCAUCGACAGGAUCAUGACUUUCCUCAUGAGUCCCAGAAUAUCAGGAAAGCCUGUGAUCUCAAAGAGAAAGAAGAAGUCUAAGAAGAAUAUCUCAACCAAAGACUCUAGGAGCAAGACCAAGGCUAAGGACAGGAGUGCAUCCAGCAGCCCCCGGAAGGUCAAAGCAGAGAGCAAGUCCAAAGCUAUCGUCACUGAUUCUAGCAGUGAUGACGAUGAGGACGACGAGCAAGGAGUCACAGUAGAACAAGACGAGUCGGACGCUGAAAAGAAGAGCGGGAAAGAGGGAAAGAGGGAAAGGGUGACGACCGAUGACGAUACCGAUGAUUCUGAAGACUACGACGAUGAGGAUCCCAAGUCAAAUCCAGCAGCCAAGGGCAAGAGAACACCUUCCAAGAAGCGUGCGCAACCAGCAAAGAAGGCAGCUCCUGCCAAAAAGAAAACAAAAGUGGAAGACUCCGACCUGUCUGAGUCUGAUUCAGACAAGGAUGAGGAUGAGAAAGAUGGCGAGAGUGAAGUUGAGAAGCCAAAAAAUAAUCCGGCAGCUAAGAGGGCAGCACCGGUUAAGCCAGCAGCUAAGACCAAGAAAGCAGACAGCAGCAGUAACAACCAGAAAAAGACAGCCAACAAGGGCAAUGCAGCACUCGACAGUUCGGACGACGAUGAGCCGUUGAUCAAGAUGAUCAAGAAGCCUCCUACAGAUGAGCAGCUAAAGGAGACGGUGAAGAGGCUGCUGAAAGACGCCAACCUGGAGGAGAUGACCAUGAAGAAGAUCUGCCAGAAGGUGUACGACACAUACCCAGACUAUGACCUGACCAGCAGAAAGGACUAUGUCAAGCAGACAGUAAAAACGCUGAUUUCCUAAAGGACAUAAAAAAGGACAUGAAAACGGUCCUUGUGACAAAUAACUGUGGGAACGUUCCAAUUCUGGAAAAGGAUAAUCAAAAGAAUGUGCCUACCUUAGAACUGCUCAAACCCCAGGUUUACUUCUUUAUGUGUUUGUUUUUAUUUGAAUCAAAAUGUUUUUGUUUCUGUAUUGUCAUUUCCAACUUGACUGCACACUUCUCUUAGGUCAUAUUUAACAUGCUACUUAAGGCUUAUGCAUUUGAGUCAUUGCUUGUUAAUAAUCUGCUUUGUUAAUACACUUUACAGUUUUCUACUGAUCCCAAGCAAAGGGUAUUUAGGCUAAACGAACAGUGUUUAGAGAUUCAAGGUUGGUCACUGUAAAUGGAAACAUGUCCUCAGGCAAUGCAUGAAUUCACACAUUGUUGAUUUUAAAUGUAUUUCUUGACUUGACCAGUCAAAAUAGAAUAAGGCCCCUCUCACUAUAGCUGUCCACUGCCUUUGUCUUCUGUGGAGGAUUUCAAAUCUUUCCCUCUGGGGUUUUGAUGCACAUAUAACAGCUUUAUAGCAACAAGGCAGUGGUAUGUAUGUAUGCUGGGGUCUAUUCACUAGAACCAAACGGGGAGGGACCUACAGGAAUUUGACCAAUAAACUUUCGGUUUUUAGUAAACUGUUUCUGUUGCAAAACAUUUUGGACUAAUGAUUCCACCCCUCUUCCCUUCCCCCUAGGCAUUUUGUGUAAAAUGGUUUUGCAUGGCAAGCUGUUCAAUUGAGUUUUGAAAAGUAUUUGUCACGGUCAAGUCUUCAAACAUAUUCCUUGAUUGCAUUUAUAAGACUUCAUGUUUUUAUAUGUAAAUGUGUACAUUUUUGAAUCAUUUACUUUUGAUGAGAUCCUGUUUUAGUCCUUAUAUUGUCUCUGUAUGCAGUACAGGAUGAUCUGAUUUAUGUAGUUGUUACCUUGCUCAAUGAAGAGUUGGAUUUUUUUAGUCAAUAUACCUUUGACAAAGUAAGUGUCAUUGAAUGAAAUUGUCUUCCAAUGUUAUGCAUAUAAAUUAAAUCAGAUUUUUGAACGAA